Molecule: messenger RNA, 1359 nt
Organism: Rotaria sordida
Lineage: Eukaryota; Metazoa; Rotifera; Eurotatoria; Philodinida; Philodinidae
Source: the annotation of a GenBank genome assembly
AUGUCAAAUAAUAUUAUUCUAUCAAUUGAAGUAUUACCAGUGGAAAUGCUUCAUUACAUAUUCGAUAAUCUUGAUACACAAACAAUCUUAUACUCAAUUCGACCAUUAUCGAGAUUAUUUCGAUCAGUUGUUAAUACUUAUAAUCGAUAUGUUUUAGACUUCAAUUUUAUUUCAAAGUCAAGUUAUUACCUUAUUUGUCAAUUAAUUCAUCCUCAAAAUAUUAUUUCAUUAACACUUUCAAAUAAUGAACGAAUAUCAGAUCGAAUAGAUUUGUUUAUAUUACUUGUUGAUCUUCGACAAUUUACUGGACUUCGCUCAUUUACUCUUCUUGAUAUUGAUGAGUCGCGAUUAAACUUCAUUUUGAAAAGAAUCAAUCUUAAUUUGCUUACUUCAUUUUCAUUCAAUAUUAAAAAAUACGAUGAUAGACUCAUAGAAACAGCUGCAGCUCUUCUUUCAUCAACUAUCGCAAGAAAAGCUCUUCGUAAAUUGGAAUUCGAUACGUGUGAUAGAAUACCAAACAUUUCAUGGCCAAUCAAUUAUAUAACUGAAUAUUUGACUCCGAAUAAUCGCAUAAAUAUAGAUGAUCUUUAUAAAAUACUUCAAUGUUCUCCUUAUUUACAUACACUUAUUAUGAACGAUAUUCCAAAAGGGGUGAUCAAUAAUUUAACUUCAAUAUAUUUUCGACAGUUAACAUCGUUAAGUAUCAAAAAUCUUUCUGUAACCAUUGAUGAACUUGAAUCAUUUCUCUUAUUGACAUCAUCACUUGUUUAUUUAAAAUUGAUUGGUGUAGGACAUAUGUUGGAUGGUAAACGAUGGGAACAAUUCAUUGAAAUAAAUUUACCUGAACUAGAUAAAUUUGAAUUUUAUUUCAAUGAAUGGACAUCAACUGAUCAAACUCGAACAGAUCUCGAAUUAAUUAUUGCUUCAUUUCAAACAUUAUUUUGGAUUGAACAUAAAAAAUGGUUUGUUGCUUGUGAAUAUGAACAUACUACACUAAAGCCAAAUAUUAUUUCUCUCUAUUCAAUACCAAUAUGUAAAUCUUCUGUAUCGUACACGCCAACAUAUACAAAAACAUUAUUGUCCACUUAUCCUACGAUGAUGAAAAACGAAUUAUUAAUAAUGAAUAACAUCAAAUCGUUGAAUUUGACUUUAAACAAACUAACAGCUGAUGAUAUUCAAGUAAAGAGCGUAACGGCACAUCAUCCAUUGUUUCGUAAAGUAACUGAAAUUAAUCUUGAAUUCUGUGACGAUUGGCCUUUGAUUUCAUUACAAUCACUUUUCGUUUUCAUUGAUAUUUCACGAAUAGUUCACAAUUUUCUUAGAACAAGCACACAAUCUCUAUUCACUGGUUCUUCAUAG